Molecule: messenger RNA, 2763 nt
Organism: Neoarius graeffei (lesser salmon catfish)
Lineage: Eukaryota; Metazoa; Chordata; Actinopteri; Siluriformes; Ariidae
Gene: mdm4
Product: MDM4 regulator of p53
Exons: 11
Coding region: 170-1630 (486 amino acids)
Biological process (GO): regulation of cell cycle; negative regulation of apoptotic process; protein ubiquitination
Cellular component (GO): nucleus
Molecular function (GO): ubiquitin-protein transferase activity
Source: RefSeq, a predicted model, not a curated record
UUUUUCUAGACUCGACUCUCACCACGUCAGUUGAAGGUGGCUAAUCCUCCUUCGCUUGUUAGCCAGGAGCAUUGUACAGAAACAUUUAGUGCUUCUGGUUAGAAACGCUUUGGGGGAAAAAAAAAACCAACAACAAUGUAAUUCUUUAGCCAUUUUAAGUUUGCUAAUUAUGAACUCCAUGUCAUCAGCCCUGCACUCUGCUUCAAGCCCAGCAUGCAGAGCUCUACCCGGGGAGGGAAGUCAGGUCCAGCCCAAGGCUCCUCUCCUGCAGAUUCUUCGGGUAGCUGGAGCUCAGGAGGAGGUUUUCACUCUGAAGGAGGUAAUGCACUACCUUGGCCAGUACAUCAUUGUGAAGGAAUUGUAUGACAAACAGAGGCAGCAUAUAGUCCACUGUCAAGAUGAUCCACUUGGGGAGCUGCUGGAAGUGGAAAGCUUUUCUGUCAAAAGCCCCAGCCCUGUCUAUGAGAUGCUGAAGAGGAACUUACUCAUUUUGAACAGCUCGGACGCGGCAAAGAAUGUUUCAGUCGGCAAGGAUUCUAAUCAGUCUUCAUGUGAAGAUCCCGGUCAGGUAUCCAGCAAGAUGUGUAGUUCUGGAACAUCCUUCAGUGAUGCCAGUGCCUGUGUCAUGCAGAGUUCCUCUCAGCGAAGACCGCGAGAUGAUGAUGAUGACUCAUUAGAUGGGAUGGCCAGAUCAGCCUGUAAGCGGCCAAAGCUGGAUGUUAGUCUUGAUGAAUGGGACCUGUCUGGCUUGCCCUGGUGGUUUCUGGGUAACUUGCGCAGUAAUUAUACACGAAGGAGCAAUGGCUCCACAGACAUCCACACAAAUCAAAACACUGUGUUCAAGAACUUGAUUGAGAAGCAGUCAUCUUGUGGACAGGAGGAGGACACUGCUGUUGUGUCCGACACCACGGAUGACCUGUGGUUUCUGAAUGAGGCAGAGAGUGAGCAGGUUAGUGUGGAAAUGAAGGAGGCAGCCCUUGAACAGGGCAGUGACUCGGAGUCCCCUCAGGAGGAAGAGGAGCAAGGGAGGGACAGCAAACAGGACAAGGAGAUGCAGGAGGGGCUGGAUGAUGACUCGCAGUGCCUCAGUGAUGAUACAGACACAGAGAUCUCCACGCAGGAUGCCUGGCAGUGCUCAGAAUGCCGCAAGUUUAACUCUGCCACACAGCGCUACUGCAUGCGUUGCUGGGCUCUACGCAAGGACUGGUACAAGGACUGUACGCGCCUAGCACACUCUGUCUCAGUCCCCGAUCUCCCAGACUCCAAAGAUGAAAACGAGGAUGAGGACGAUGGCAUUGAUGUGCCUGACUGCCCAAGAACCGUUUCAGACCCAGUCAUCCUGCCCUCACACUGGGUAUCUCGUGAGUUACCUGCCUCACCUGCAUCUGCUAAGGGCAAAGCCCCACGCCGGAUGGUUCAGAGUUCCCAGGAGAGCCAAGAAGCACGUGAAGUCAUGCUGGAACCCUGCAGGUUGUGCCGUGUGCGUCCACGCGAUGGCAACAUCAUUCAUGGGCGCACGGCACACAUGCUCACCUGCUUCCCCUGCGCACGGAAGCUACACAAGUGUCAUGCACCAUGCCCGGGGUGUGGCCAGAUCAUCCAGAAAGUCAUCAAGAUGUUUGUAGCAUGACAUGCAGAAAGGGUUUGUAUGUAAAAUACACAUGUAUAAAGUACAUACAGAGGGCUCCAUAUCCAAAUGACCAAAUAGCAGGUUGCAUGUAAAAUAUACAAACACAAGCGUAUGUUAUGGUUCAUGUCUAACAAAUAAUGGUUUGCAUGUAAAAUAUAUUUAAGUUGUACAGAGCAUCUCUUCUGGAGGUGUACAAUACUGGAUAUAAAUGGUGCAAAAUUUGUAAAUAGGUUAUGUUCCUUCCAAACUGCAGUGUGUGUAUAUAAUGUACUGAACAAGGUAGCAUUUGUCAUGCAUGUCAUGAAUAUUUUUGUGAAGCUGGUAUCUUCCAUUCAUUAUGGAAGGAGAUAUACAUAUUUCUCUUCAGGUGAAGGAAGCGGAAGGUUUCGUACUUCACCACGUAUGUAGGAUUUUGAACGUACCACAAUGCACCAAGAAAACCAAUUCCUUCAUUAAAAAUACUUCUACAGGUAAUACUUCAUACCUAAAUACAUUUGCACAGAAGCUUGGCACUUGCCACCAUGGUGUAAUAUAAUUCACUAGGCAUUGGGUUUUAAGCUGACAAUUGUAUAAGUUAUUUAUUUAUGGACGUAAACUCGGUAUUGCAUGGGGUUGUCUUGUUUGCUCUCCAGUUAGACAAAGCUCUGCAUGUGAAUUGUGAUUGAACCACAGUUAUUCAUUUUACUUAUUUUUCAUUUAUUGGUGGGUAUUUUGGAGAGAAAGUCUUGACUCCUUUUUGGAUCACAGAGAGUAGCACUUUGUACAAAUUUCUAUAAAUAUAUUGAAUUGCUGUUAGCUUAAAAUACAGGUAUUACGUGUUUGCAAGUCUAUAACGGCCUAUAUGUCAUUGUCCUAAGAUGACUAGCCUGCAAAGCUUGAGGUUUCCUCAAAGUUUAGAUUUUUAGAUCACACAGGCUAAGAGGCUUCGGUUCUGCUCCAGUGCUUGGUGAAAAAUCAAUUCCUUUUUGUCAUCACCCUCAUCUCAAGUUGGAGUCUUGGCCGAGUCCGAGCAUCACUGGAGUGUGAACGUCGAGGAACAGGAUCUCUUGAGUGCCAUUUAAGGUCAUCCUUUUCCUAUUACACUGUGCCUUUAUGCCUUCUUUCAUGUCCUCAAUCGUUUGUAGCCUGUGUGU